Messenger RNA from Micromonas commoda, 2799 nucleotides. RefSeq lists its product with no specific name. NCBI's taxonomy places the organism in Eukaryota, Viridiplantae, Chlorophyta, Mamiellophyceae, Mamiellales, Mamiellaceae. The record is from RefSeq and is a predicted model, not a curated record. The transcript has a single exon. The coding region runs from base 1 to 2799 and encodes 932 amino acids.
AUGACGACGGGCACUCCCCCAACGUCCCCGCCGCGCGCGAGGUCCACCGCCGCCGCCGCAUCGGGCGCGCCUCGUUCCCCCGCCCCCCCGAGCGCGACGCGCGAGCUUGACGACGACGCCGAGAGAAGAUUUGGAGGGGGGAUCCAAGCCUCGGGGCGACCGACGCGCACCUCCUCGGUCCCCGCGCCGUGGUCCCCGGGCAAGGCCAUCGCCGGCGGGAACAACGUCGCGGGAUGGCUUCGCUCCCGCCUCGGCAUGGAACCCAACGUCGGGACGGAUCAAACCGCGUCCGAAGACCAGCGCGGUGCCGCCGACGACGUCGACAUCGUCCCACCCGGCAACGCGCCCGCGUCGCCAGCCAUGACGAACGUCACCACCCUCGGCGACGUCCUCCUGCAGGCGGACAACGAGCAGCUCUUCCGCCACGGGCUCUUCAACGCCGUCGGGAACGCCAUCUUACUCUGCGUCAUCGGCCUGUGCUACUGCGUGUUACUCCUCCUGGAGCAGUUCCGAUCGCCCAUCCUGUGGGCGCUCCUGGUGUCGCUCGCGUUGCGAGACGUUAAAACGGCGACGGUGUCUUUUUGGACUCGAGCGCUGAGAAAAUACACGCUCAUCGGCCUCGUGCUCACGCCGUUCGCGGAGGCGCGCGUGGCGAUCGCGACGGCGGCGCGCGGGAUCGAGCGCGCGAUCGCGCGCGCCGCGAGGGGCGACCUAACCACUCGUUUACGUUUUGGUUUUGGUUUUGGCAUUUUUGGCGAUGCCAAACGAGUAGCGGAGAAGAAGACCCCGCCCGCGUCACCCGUGCGCCGCGCGCUGACGUCGCCGCUGAAGAUGGUCACCCUCGCGUCGUCAUCGCCUCGGUCUCCGGGGGCUAGGCUUCGAGCGCUGCGCGCCGCGCUGACGGAACCCGACACCCCGCCCGGCGGCGACGCGUCACCGAAAACCAAAAAUUGCCAAAUGUCGGCGUCAAACUUUCACUUCCGGUGGCUCCUCUGCGCCGGCGUCGCGCUCGAGGCGUGGAACGUCGUGGCGAGGGACUGGGCGCUGACGAGGUCGAUCGUGGCGCUGGCGCUCGUGGCGCUCGUCGCCGGCGCGGCGACGAUCGGUCUCUUGGUGGCGGCGCACUGGUACACGUUCGCCAGGCCCGGGGCGUUUUUCCCAUCGGCGGACAUCAACGCCAAAGGUUUCGCCGUGUUUCAAGGUACUUCGGUGCCCGGCUUUGGCUCGAUCCGUCACGCGCUGGCUCGCGCGCUCGCGUCGUCGUCCCCGGGCGGCUCGCGAACGCUGCGCGCCAAGACGACGGCGGCGUACGCCCGGUGCGACCUGGCGAUCCGCGAGGCGCUAAUCGCGUCGCUCCACUUUGUCGUCGCCGUCGGUCUAAUCACCGGCGGAAUUGUCUUUGUCGCCGCGACGACGGCGUUUUUCACCGUGAACAUCGCGCGCGAGUCCUCCGGCGCGGUGGCGGCGCUUGCGGCUUCCAGCGGCGGCGCCUUGAGCGAGUUUAACUCCGCGAGUCGUUUCUCGGUGGGAAACGCGUUCGGCGCGGGGGGCGCCAUGGCGGACGGCGGCGCGAAGAUGAUGGACUCGAUGUACGUCGCGUACGGGCGAGCCGUGGAGAAGCAUCUGCCGUCGGCCAUCGAUUGGGCGGCGUCGCACGUCGAGCGAACGUUCCCGGGCGCAAACGCGACCGAACUGUGGGAGUCCAUGCAGCACAUAUACGCGCAGCUCUCGGACGACGACGGAGUUAGAGGCGGUGGACAAGGCGGCGGUUCCGACGCGUGGGCGACGAGCGUCAAGGAAGCCGGGUCCCGGCUCGGGUCCGGUGACUUCGCCGGGGCGUUUUCCAUUCUCCGAUCUUUCGGCGACGACGUCUUCGGGUUCUUACGGUCCUCGCACGCUCACUCGGGUGGGGGUUCGGGUUCGCAUCACAUCGUGCCCGGGAUGGAUAACCUCGUGAGGGUCACGAACGCGCUGGCCGAGGCGCUGAAGGAGCGCGCGAGCGGCAUCUUAGCGCACGGCGGCCGAGGGCUCGCGGCGGUGACGGCGUGGACGGCUCGAGCCUCCUUCGGCGUCUUCGGCGUGGCGGGCGGCAUCGUCAACUUUAUCCUCAAGGCUGUGGUAUUUUUGACGGUGCUGUUUCACAUACUAAACUCGGAGCUCGACCCGGCGGUCAGGCUCGUGGAGCUCAUACCGGUCAACGACAGGGUGAAGGACGUGGCGGUGCACUCGCUGACGCGAGGGGUCCGAGGAGUUUUCGUGUCGUGCGCCAAGCUGGCGCUUUUUCACGCCGCGUUUACGUGGGUCACGUUUCGAGCGUUUGGGGUACACUUCGUGUACACGAGCACGCUGGCGUCGGGGGCGACGGCGAUUUUGCCGUUGCUGGCGUCGUGGUCCGUGUCCGUGCCCGCGGCGCUCGGUCUGUUGGCCAAGGGCGAGGGUUUAAAGGGCUUCGCUCUGGUGGUGAUGCACUGGGUCGUGUUGAUUUUCGUGGACAUCGACAUCUACCAGUCGGAGAUUCAGGUGGUUCACCCGUACAUCGUCGGCCUCUCCGUGGUUGGUGGGAUGAGCGUGUGGGAUCACGCGCUGGAGGGGGCGGUGCUCGGGCCGCUGCUCGUCACGGCGCUGGCGACGGCGAGGAACGUGUACAGGGAGCUGGUCAGGACCCCGCCGGCUGGCGGUGUCGGCGGGGGUGGCGGGGGGGGCGGUAUGGGUGCGACACCGGCGACGGCGAGGAUGACGGCGACGGCGCGCAGGCGGGCGAACGGCGCGCGCGUGGGUUGGACCCCGGGGCGUGCGUAG